ACAACAAGUGAAAACCGUUCGCUUUAUCACAUCCCGCUUGUGCAGAUUUUUGCUUGUGCCAGUUGUGACUUGGCAUCUGCUCUUUGCGCUUACUUUGAAGCUGCAACUCCUGAAAUGACUGAAAAGCUUCCUGUGAACCUGAUUGGUGAAUGGAAAGAAUUCUUUUCUGAAGGAAUUCAUAAUUUACUGUUACCUUUGUUGGUGAAGGUCACAGGAGAAACCAAAAAUGCAUCUGAAGGCUCCUUUCAGAACUCUGUGUUAACGUCUUUGGGUGAAGCUCUAACAUACAUCUCGAAGGACCAGUUGUUAAACCAUAAACUGCCAGCGAAGUUUGUUGCAGGCCAGAAAACAAAUCUUCCAGACAAACUCCAGACCCUACUAAAUACAUUGUCUCCAUUGUUGCUUUUCCGGGCUAGACCUGUGCAGAUUUCUGCCUACCAUAUGUUGUACAAAUUGAUGCCUGAAUUGCCUGAAUUUGAUGAUGAAGAUCUCAAAUCUUAUGGUGAUGAGGAGGAAGAAUCAGCAUUAUCACCUCCAGCAGCUCUUAUGUCUGUCCUGGCCACUCAAGAACUCCUGCUAGAAAACAUCCUGGAGUGCAUUCCAGUUGGAGAAUUUGCAGUUAUUCAGCCCCUGAGCGAUGAGUUCUGCCUUGUUCUAGGGUAUCUCCUCACUUGGAAGUUAACAUUAGCUUUCUUCAAAGCAGCUUCUUCUCAGCUGCGAGUUCUCUACUCACAAUACCUUAGAAGAACUAAAAGCUUGAAUAAACUGCUUUAUCACUUGUUCAGGCUAAUGCCUGAAAACCCUGUCUUUUCUGGGCCAACUUCAGAAGUUCCAAAUAAGGACACAAAAACCUUCUUUACUGAAGAGCUUCACUUAGAUGUUAAAGGGACAGGAGUGCUGUCAUCCCAGAUUCCACACUUGGCCUGCUCUGUGUACCAUAUAACGCUGAAAGACUUGCCAGCCAUGGUCAGGCUUUGGUGGAACAGCUGUGAGAAACGUGUCUUCAAUGUUGUAGAUAAAUUUACAAGCAAAUAUGUCAGCAGCGUGCUUUCUUCACAGGAAAUAUCUUCUGUUCAGACUAGCACACAGUUAUUUAAUGGCAUGACGGUAAAGGCUCGAUCUGCUGCACGGGAAGUCAUUGCUACCUAUUCAGUUGAUGAUAUAUUUAUUGAACUAAUAAUACAGCUUCCAUCAAAUUACCCACUGGGUUCCAUAACAGUUGAGAGUGGAAAGAGGGUUGGUGUGGCUGUACAGCAGUGGCGCAAUUGGAUGCUACAGUUAAGCACGUAUCUUACACAUCAGAAUGGAAGUAUCAUGGAAGGCUUAUCUUUGUGGAAAAAUAAUGUGGAUAAACGUUUUGAGGGUGUUGAAGAUUGCAUGAUAUGUUUUUCGGUCAUUCAUGGUUCCAACUAUUCUCUUCCCAAAAAAGCUUGCAGAACAUGCAAGAAAAAGUUUCAUUCAGCUUGCUUGUACAAAUGGUUCACAUCCAGCAACAAAUCCACCUGUCCACUCUGUCGAGAGACAUUUUUCUGAAAACAGCCUUUCCUCUUUCUGUGAGCUAAGUAAUACAUGAAGAGAAGACAAUAA
Messenger RNA from Mesitornis unicolor (brown roatelo), 1587 nucleotides. RefSeq names its product listerin E3 ubiquitin protein ligase 1 (gene LTN1). Gene Ontology annotation, cellular component: cytosol; RQC complex. Gene Ontology annotation, biological process: rescue of stalled cytosolic ribosome; ribosome-associated ubiquitin-dependent protein catabolic process. Gene Ontology annotation, molecular function: ribosomal large subunit binding; zinc ion binding; ubiquitin protein ligase activity. The transcript is spliced from 9 exons. The annotation marks the transcript as partial. The record is from RefSeq and is a predicted model, not a curated record. Lineage: Eukaryota; Metazoa; Chordata; Aves; Mesitornithiformes; Mesitornithidae.